Haliotis rufescens (red abalone) is the source of this 2747-nucleotide messenger RNA. RefSeq names its product gastrula zinc finger protein XlCGF57.1-like. Bases 379 to 1971 code for a protein of 530 amino acids. NCBI's taxonomy places the organism in Eukaryota, Metazoa, Mollusca, Gastropoda, Lepetellida, Haliotidae. Gene Ontology annotation, cellular component: nucleus. The transcript is spliced from 2 exons. The record is from RefSeq and is a predicted model, not a curated record. Gene Ontology annotation, molecular function: RNA polymerase II cis-regulatory region sequence-specific DNA binding; DNA-binding transcription activator activity, RNA polymerase II-specific. Gene Ontology annotation, biological process: regulation of transcription by RNA polymerase II.
UCGUUACACUCUCGAUAUGGGGAGCUCCGCGAACGGGAUAUCGCUGUAAGGAGCUUGUCCAACAACAAUGGCGGCCUUCACGAUGUAAUGAUGGAUACUUUCUCAUCUGUUUUUAUCUUUUACUGUAGAGAGACACUAGGACGAAUGUGAACACCAUAACAUCCACAAGGUAAUAAUGGAAGUACAAAGCCAACGACAGAAUCCUGGCUAUAUUACUGAAACAUGUAAUCACUGACUGUGAGAAGAGAUUUGCUGGAAAUCAAUACCCUCAAGAAAUAUCCUAUCACUGAGACGUGUAAGCACUGACUGUGAGCGGUGAGAGAAUUGCUGGAUACAGGUGAUCUCAAGAAAGAACCUGUUACAGAAACAUAUCUAAUCAUGGACUGUAAGGGAGUACUGCUGGAAACAGGUGAUUUCAAAAAAGAAUCUGUCACUGACACAUAUUUAAUCACGGACUGUGAGAGAGAAUUGGUGGAAACAGGAGAUACCAAGAAAGAACCUGUCACUGACACAUAUCUAAUUUCGAAUGGAGAGAGAGAAUUGCUGGAAACAGGUGAUCCCAAGAAGCACUCUGUCACUGACACAGGUGAUCUCAAGAAAGAACCUGUCACUGACACAGGUGGGAACACUGACUGUGAGAGAGAAUUGGUUGAAACAGUUGAUAUCAAGAAACACAAAGAUGGUGGUUCUCAAGUAAAGGAGUCGCAUAAGUGUAGUGUGUGUCAGAAAACAAUUACACUAUCAGGUACUCUGCAUACAGACGUGAGGAUUCACAGUGGAGUCAAGCCAUAUCAGUGUGUUGAAUGUGAGAAAGGAUUUACACAAUCAGGUGAUGUUCAGACACACAUGACGAUUCAGAGCAGUGUCAAGCCUUAUCAGUGUGUUGAAUGUGGGAAAGGAUUUACACAAUCAAGGAACCUGAAGUCACACAUGAGGACUCACAGUGGAGUCAAGCCAUAUAAGUGUGUUGAAUGUGGAAAAGGAUUUAAACGGUCUGGCGACCUGCAGAAACACAUGAGGAUUCACAGUGGAAUCAAGCCUUAUCAGUGUGUUGAAUGUGGAAAAAGAUUUACACAGUCUGGUGACCUGCAGACACACAAGAGGAUUCACAGUGGAGUCAAGUCUUAUCAAUGUGUUGAAUGUGAUAAAGGAUUUAAACAGUCAAGUGGCCUGCAGGCACACAUGAAGAUUCACAGUGGAGUCAAACCUUACCAGUGUGUUGAAUGUGGGAAAGCAUUUAUACACUCAAGUAACCUAAAGUCACACAUGAUAAGUCACAGUGGAGUCAAGCCUUGUAAGUGUGGUGAAUGUGGGAAAGAAUUUACACGUUCAGAUCACUUGCAGACACACAUGAGGAUUCACAGUGGAAUCAAGCCUUUCCAGUGUGUUGAAUGUGGGAAAAGAUUUACAGUCUCAAGUAACCUGACGACACACAUGAGGAUUCACAGUGGAGUCCAGCGUUUUAAGUGUGGUGAAUGUGGGAAAGGAUUUACACGGUCAGAUUGCCUGCAGUCACACAUGAGGUUUCACAGUGGAAUCGAGCCUAAUCAGUGUGUUGAAUGUGGAAUAGGAUUUACAUGCUUAGAUCACCUGCAGACACACAUGAAGACUCACAGUGGAACCAAGCCUUAUCAGUGUGUUGAAUGUGGGAAAGGAUUUACCCAUGCAAGUAACCUGUCAACGCACAAGAGAAUUCACAGUGGAGUCAAACCGUAUCAGUGUGGUGAAUGUGGGAAAGGAUUUACAAGAUCAGAUUGCCUGCAGUCACACAUGAGGAUUCACAGUGGAGUUAAGCCGUAUCAGUGUGUUGAAUGUGGGAAAAGAUUUUCACAAUCAAGUGGCCUCAAGUAUCACAUGACGACCCACAGUGGAAUACAGUCAAACCUCAUUAUCUCGAACUCCGUUAUGUCAAAUGUUCCGAUAUCUCCGGUCCAGACCACCUCAUCGUACUCAUUAUAUAGAUACAUAUAAAUUUGCCCGCUUAUCUCAAAUUUGAGAUAAGAAUACAUUGUGCUAUCUUGAACCUUGGAAUGGGUCCCAACUUGACUUGACAAUAAAAUUUUGUACCUUUAUCUCGAAGUUAAUCUUUGCCACAUUGACAGUUUUGAGAUGUGUGAGUAUAUCUGUUACUUUUCUCCAUGCAUCUGACAUCACUGUAUAAGGAACUAAUGGGAUCGGGUGGUCAGACUUGCUGACUUGGCUGAUGCAUGUCAUUGUAUUCCAAUUUCAUGGAUUGAUACUCAUGAUAUCAAUCACUGGAUUGUCUGGUCCAGAUUCGAUUAUUUACAGACCAUCAUCAUAUAGCUGGAAUAUUGCUUAGUGUGGCAUUAAACAAAAACAAAUAAACCAAAAACUUAUCUUUUGAUCCAAUAAUAAAGGUAUUUUUUUUAUUGACAAAUAAAUUUAUUAUGAAUAAACAUGAGUGAAAACAGACAGAGCUUCCAGGUGCAUUUAAUGUGUGUGUGAAUGUGUAUGGGGAUGGUUUGUAUGUACGUAUGAGUGCAUUGUAUGUGUGUGAGUAUGUAUGUAUGUGUGAGUGAGUAUGGAUGGGGAUGGUGUGUGCAUGCGUGCAUGCGUGCAUGCGUGCAUCCGUGCAUAAUUUAUUAAUCUGCUAUUCUGAGUUGUGAGCAUAUCAUUCUGUUCAUUACCAAGUGUCGUUUCUGACAACAUGUAAAUAAAUAAUUAUGUAAUAUAAUUUAUUAUUUGUGUCAUGUUAUCUCUCUCUUCCCUCCAAGUCCAAGUUGAAG